AGUAAUAUAUUUUAUUCAGGAGAAACAACCCUUCUUCACACUUCCACAAGCCUCACCGUAAUUUUGAUUUUUAAAUUUCUCUUCUCGUAGUACUAGUAGACACUAACAAUUUAUUUCCAGCAACGCCACACUACCUACUUCUCCGUUUCCUACACCCUACCUCCACGGUUGGACUUUUACUUUUUUUCUGUAUACGAAUCGAAAGUCCAACAUCGCGAAAUCUAUUGCGAAAUGCCCCUCGCCUGAGAAAAUGUCGACGUUUCUCGGCACUGCGAAAUCGCUGAUCUUCGAACUGUAUGGAUUGGAAAUAUGUCUGGGUCUGGACACUUGUAAUGCUAAAAGUGAAUGGUAGACGCACUGCAAUGCGCAGCUAUGCAUGACAUAUUUUUUGGCUCCCAUGUCUUACGUAUUUCGCAUGGCAAACUGCGUUUUUGCAUGACAGGUAAGAGGGCCUUUUCGUGCCGUGCAACACAGACUCUCGAGUCAUGCCAGACAAGCAUGACAAACUUGCAUUCUUCCAGACCCAGACAUUUUUGCAUUUGAUAACCUCUAUUUGCUUUCCGUUGUUUUCGGGGGCGGAUAUUUGGCAGCAGCAGUGUGUCCAGCCUGUUCGCAAGGCUCUGUGGCGAUGCCAACUCCGGGUACAUUUUUUUUGCUGUCAUGAGGCCAGGAACCAGAUGAACAGCAUUUGGGUAGUUGUAAAGACGGGAAAUUGAAUUCAGGACACCAAUUGUACUGAAGCACGGCAAAGCUGAGAAUUGCAGUGCCUCAUUGGGCAUCUCCAUUUUUUUGUAUGAUCUCCGUCCGAGAGUGCAAGUUCCACAAUCAUGCAAAUCCUGCUUAAUAUCAGGUGCCGUCGCUACGGGUGCGGUGACUGCGGCAAGCACAGAGGACCUCACCAGCCCUCCCGGCCUCGAAGGGACGGUGGAGCAAUGGCAGGCCUACGUGCACGCCCUGGACUCCAACGUGGUCUUGAAGGUGGACCGCGAAUUCAAAACUGACGCGUUCGAGCAAGCCCGGGACGGUAGCACCGCGAGGCUUCCAGCGGUGCUGAAGCUACAGCAAACAGUACAGGAGGAUCCACUUGCCUGCUUCGAACAACGAAUACAAGUCGCCACACUAAUGCUGCAAGAAAACAAGCUGUCCGUAUGUCGGGAAAAAACUUACCCAAAGCUUACCUGCAGUACGCAUGAUUCACCGAGCGGGUGAUGGCAUGUGUGAAGGGACGAAUCCCGUUCUGAUUGGCAUGACCAAAUCUACAGUGUUGUAAGCAUGUUGUGCGGCCACGGUCUAGAACCUUAUUCUUGCACCACAGGACGAAUGUCACCUUUCUGCAACGCAAGUAUUUUCUGUUCGUGAAAAACUCCGCUUUCCAGUGAAGUCUUCCGACCCCGCUGUGGGUAGGAUUUUUCCUUCUCAUACCUGAAGCUUCAUAUCAACCUUGGCGACGACCUGCGUUUGCCCGAUUCUUAUCCUGGUGAAAAAGCAUCAUGUCACAGUUUUGCAUCACAGUUUGGUGCCGGUAAUAUGCGUAUCUCGUACUGCAAUCAACCAUCAUGAGACAUGGCCAAGAAGUACUCUGUAUACACAGAUCUGAAGCAAGAUGCUUUUUCUCAGGAUAUGACUGAAUCGGACGGUACACACGCCUCCCUCGCAAAGACACUCGGAAAUUUCGCACAAGCCUUGACAGCGGCGGACUCAUUACUGGAAGUCAGACUGCAAGAAGUUGUAAUGCCCACCAGCCUGUGGAAACUGUUUUUCCAAUCCUGGAAGCUCCACGAAAACUCCAACCUGAUGCGGUUCGAACUCGAAGACUGUGGCCUGGACGGGUGGUCGCCCACGGUGAUUACGACACUCUUCGGGAACACUUUGGCUGGAGGCGCCAAAGUAUCCACGGGAUGCGAUUGCUGGGCUCGAUACUGAAAUUUGUAUAUUGCACUUACACCCCUGCAGCUGUACUUGCAUGGAAUUCGAAGCAGCAUCGCGAGCCGUUGGAAAAAUUAUUUCUGAUUACUGGUAAUUGAAUCUUGAAGAUGACAGCGAUCCAGGAGCGUGAGAGGACCACAAAAAAAGUUUCGCCGCUUGGUCAGCACUACUGCAGCCGUAGUGCUGACGGCCGAUAGAAUUCAAAGCUGCGUGUAUAGAGGCUGUUUUUAUCUUUGCAGGACUGCUCUAGCGCCGCAUUUUUUCCCUCGCAUAAUUGUUGGAAGUGGUGAAUAUCCACCAGGAUCUCGAGCAAGAUUGGAUCGAAGAUGAGAAGGAGGAGGGCGGUCUUGCGGCUGCCACAACCGCGAUGAUCCGUUUCCUCACGUCAGACCAGCGCGCACACUUGCGGAUCUUUCGAACGAGUAAAUGCAGCUUGUGUUGCCUAGAAAAGUCAUAGCAAAGAGCAUGAUGUUGGCAGAUUUCUGUAUUGGGUACAAUGAUCUUCGCAGUCGCAUGAGAAAAAGCUGGCUACGUGUGGGCGCUUUUAAACAUGAAAAACACACGAAAACAACUACAGGUAAGGUUGAGUGGUUUUCGCCUGUCGAAUUUGCCCGUCUGCUGGUGGGGAUCAGUAAUAUAGAGGCAGAGCUGUCGUCGACCUUGAAAUACUUGAAUUUGAACAAGGCCGUGCGGAAUAGUGGUAGCUUUCCAAAAGGCGAAAUAUCCGACGCGCUCAGGAUGGCUUGUGAAACGUUUGGACGUUCGACUAGGCUGCCAAAGCUGGAGUCUCUGCAUUUGACGGAAAACGAACUUCCAGAAACGACUACCAUGGCUCUGCUCGAUGCGAUUGCCUCCUUAUCAAGAACAAAAAACAGCCCGCAACUGUGGAGACUGUGGCGAUUUUGGCCACUUACUUGCAUGCCAGAUUCCUUAUCGAGCAAACUGCCAGUCUUUUUUCACUCCUCUAGUUUUUGCAAGUGCGCAACUUUCUUUGUACGGUAAGAAUGAGCUUGAUUAUUUAGUGCCACACUCUUUGUCUUCGACGAAGGACCCAAAACGAGAUCGCUUCGCUUGGCCCAGUCCACAGCUUUUUUUUCCUUUGCAUACGGUGACAAGGGGAAACGAUUCAGCCUGAAGAAUCUCUCGCUGUACGGGAACGAGGCCGCUAGCGACGAGACCUUGGAAGCGUAUUUGCGGGAAAUCUCAACCCUACGCCAUGUUUGCCCGUUUGAUGAGUUUAUGGAUUGCACUAAUGUCUGAGUCGAGAAAAGAUGCGAAACUUGUACUGUGCCCGUUGCCUAGUACAGCAAAAUAACUAGUGAUUUGCAUGACUUCUUGCAGUGUUUCUUUGUCUCGAAGCAUCCACUAUCGUCGGCGCGUAGUUCAUCUUGACACUCGCCCGGAAGCAAAAAGCCACAAUCGCGUUAGUUAUGUAUGAUUCCGAUGCCGGAAACUGUGUACUCUGACCAGAAGACAGCUGCGCUUUUCGUGACCUAGACAUGAUUGCACUCGAUACAUCUUGAAACACGCUCGCGUGGCCGACAGCCUAUGGAUCCCAGAGACCCUGAUUCGAAGAUCACGUACGUCCUACCGCAUGUUAUGGAAGACGAAGAUCCAAUUGACCCGGCGUCGGACGAUGACGAAUAAUACAGUGGCGGAUCGAAAAUUUUGGAUUUUGGGGACGCAAACCGAGAUGGCCGAAAUAUUUUGGCAGCUGUACCACCGCCGAAAAGAUGCUAUAAUAAAAGCUUCAUAACUUUGUCACAUUGUUGUCGCGAGUCACGUUUUAGAAUAGAUACAAUCGCCCCAACUGAGCUGCUGUCCUUUACCGGCGUAGAACUCUUGUAGAAUUUUUGCUAUCGAAGCAGAACAACGUUGCGCGACGUGCUCGUCUGUUACAUGCGUCGUCAGGUGACCUCGCUAAACAGGCGAUUUGUGAAAAGAAAGUGACUGAUGUAGUGUGGUGGAGCACACGAUCUCUAAAUCAUUGGCGUUGCUUUCCGCGCCACUUUGUUUCGGAU
Molecule: messenger RNA, 3947 nt
Organism: Amoebophrya sp. A120
Lineage: Eukaryota; Dinophyceae; Syndiniales; Amoebophryaceae
Source: the annotation of a GenBank genome assembly